Molecule: messenger RNA, 2070 nt
Organism: Phialemonium atrogriseum
Lineage: Eukaryota; Fungi; Ascomycota; Sordariomycetes; Cephalothecales; Cephalothecaceae
Product: HET-domain-containing protein
Exons: 1
Coding region: 130-2070 (646 amino acids)
Source: RefSeq, a predicted model, not a curated record
GUUGAUACCCAAGGCGGACAUGCCUCAUUGGCGUGCCAAAUUAUUUCUCUCUUGAAUGUUCAUAUCCGCAUUCGCAUUCGCCUUCGCCUUCGUAGGUGGGUGUGGCAUCGUGUGUUUCUAAUCAAAGCCAUGCCUCAAUCGAGUCUGGAAUCGUUCCAACCGGAUCUGCUCCUAUGUCGGCUCUGUGACGCAGUUCCCACCGGCCUUGAUCUCGACAACGGAUAUGACCACUAUGAGAGCCUCGCAGAGCUGCAGAAAUCAGCUUCCGGCGACAAAUAUUGCCGUUUGUGUCAGAUGAUGUGGGAGUCGAUCGUCCAGGUCCACCAGAAGCAGCGGUUCCAUCUGGGAACUCACCCUAUCCUGUCCGAGACUUGGCCCGUCAGGCUCUACGGCCUGCCAAAUCCUGCUGGGGAAGGAGCAUGGCGUGGUUACGAUGCUCUCGAACUUCGCUCUGGAGAUAGAGCCAAGUGCGAAGACCGUACUUGGGUAACCGCGAAGACAAAGGCAAGAACCGAGUACCCGGUCGUGAGUCGCCUAUACCUGCACAAGGGAGACUGGGUCUGUCCACUCCUGUACACAACUGUGUGUCUGGACGAUAAGUCGCCCACUGGCUUCGGAAUUGCCACGCGAUGGCUGGAGUCUUGCACCAACCACCACAUGCAUCCCGAUAUCAAGCCGGGUUUUCCAGACCUCCCAACCCGAGUUAUAGAUGUCGACCCGACCUCGCCCAUGAUCAAAUUGGCUGUCAAGGGCCAGCGCCUACACGAGAGAGCUCCGUAUACUGCCCUAAGCUACUGUUGGGGGAAGUCGAAGGCCACUAUCACGACGCCGGACAACCUGCAUCGCCAUACUCAUGUUGGAAUGGACUACCAAUCGCUUCCCCGCGCAAUACAAGACGCUAUUACCGUUACGAGGAACCUCUCCAUUCGCUAUCUGUGGGUCGAUGCCCUUUGCAUUCUCCAAGGCUCGGUGCCGGACGCGGUUCGGGAUUGGCUCACUGAGUCGUCCAAGAUGAGCCAGAUAUACGGUGAUGCAACACUGGCCAUAAUUGCUGCUGAUUCCCAAGACUGUCAAGACGAGUUCCUACUGUCACGCCAACUGGUAGUAUCCGAGGCGCGACAAAGCCGUGACGGCAUCCCCGGCCGUAACGUUCUCUCGGCGUACCGAGCGGGAAUGGUUCCCGGCUACGUGAAUCGAAAAGCCAACACCUGGUCCACUCGCGCCUGGACUCUGCAGGAAGUCGCUCUAUCCCACCGGGCGCUCAUAUACACAAACGAGCAGGUCUACUGGAAAUGCGGCGCUCACGGGCUCGUCAGCUCAGACGGACACUUGUCUGUGCUGCCCCGGAUAGACGCCCUGCAGGAAGCCCACCUCAGGAACGACUGGACUCGCGUCGUCAUAGAGUACUCGCGACGGUUCAUGACCAAUCCUGCCGACAAGCUGCCGGCCCUGUCGGGGUUGGCACGCCUUCACUGCGACGCAAACGGGCUCGCAUAUGCUGCCGGCCUCUGUCGCGAGAACAUCAAGACGGAACUGCUAUGGAGAACCGAACACUCGGAGAAGCUGUCGCCGAAGCGGCCGUCCGUCUGGCGGGCGCCGUCCUGGAGCUGGGCUUCGAUCGACGGCCCAAUCGACUAUGACAUGUCCGACAUGCAUGCCGGCACUCAGGGUGGUGGCGACGGCGACAUGCAGGUUAACCAGAUUCACCUGGAGUACUUGAACAGCCAUGAUUCAUACGGUCGGGUCACCAGUGGCUGGCUCUCCCUGCGAGGGAGGCUGCGAUCGGCUACUUCGCUAGUACUCGACCAAUAUCACAGUGCUGGAGAUGUCUACGAUGGGAAGAAGAUGCUCGGGAGAGCAUAUGCGGACGAAAAGCGACAAUGGCCGGAAUUCGAAGAGGUAGAAGGUCCUUUGUGGUUACUGUUAGUGACGGGGGCAACUGGUCUUCUGCUAGAGCCCCAUGCUGGUGCCCCUGCACAGGAGUUCAAGCGGAUCGGGGCAUUCUUCUUGAGUCGUUUUGGGAGAAACGAGGUGCCAACGUGGGACGUUAUGGACAUUAAACUUUUAUAG